UGAAACCAUGAAGCACCCAAUACUUUGCCUAUCCUGGUUAUUGGUCCUCCUUAAAGAUAUAUCUGCGCAGAUAGCUAAUUCAGACAAAGAAUGGGUCUCUAAGCCAAAUCCAGAAACUGCUCUCACUGCUUUGUUACCAAAUUGGAAAUACCGUACUUGUACAACAUGGGGGAAUGGAGCAGUUAGAAGAUUUGAUGAUAAUUUCUACCAUUUUACUUCAAAUUGCUACUUCGUUUUGAGUUCCAAUUGCCAAGACCCAAGUAAUCUGAACGUGAAGAUCCUCCGAGGAAAAUCUGGCCAUCUGCGACAUAUUUUCAUUGAAAUAGAAAGUGUUAUGAUUGUUGUAAAUGAAGGGAAUAUUACAGUUAAGGAUCAACACAUAACAGUGCCAUACGAUGACAAGAUAAUCAGCGUUCAGCAAUAUGGGACUUACAUAAAAUUUUCAAAUAGGAAGCAGACUAUGUUUGUACUAUGGAACUUAAAAGAUGAAUUAUCGGUCAAUCUUCAUUCUCGAUAUAAUGCGAAGUUAUGUGGUCUCUGUGGCAAUUUUCCUGCAGGCCAAAAAUUUGAUGCCGUGCUCACUGUCUUUCAAUAUCAGUUGAGUGCUUCAAAUGACCCCUGUGAGACCAUCAUUUCAGAGAAAACAAAAUGCGCAAAGGCUCAAGACUGUAAAAAGUUACAGAACUAUUUCCAGAAAUGCACUACCAGCGACAUUUUAAGGAAAUAUAUGCAAAUUUGUCUGAAGGAUGUUUGCUCUCAGGAAGCUGGACAAAUUAACAUUGUAUGCAAUACUUUUGAAGAAACAGCACGCCAGUGUGCAACAGCAACUUAUAGUCAAUGGCAAAAUUGGCGGAAUGAUUUAAAAUGUGCACCACCUAGUUGCCCAGAGAAUCAAGUUUAUAAAGAGUAUGGAUCCUCCUGCAUUCCAACCUGUACUGACCCAGAUCCCCAAAGUCAAUGUGAUAAAUGUGUGAAUACAUGUGAUUGUCCAGAAGGAAUGGUUCUUGAUGAUAUAAGAAACACUAAAAGAUGCAUUCAGAAAAAAGAGUGCCCCUGUACAUGUGGUGAGAAAAUUUAUUUGAAUGGGGAACUAAAACUUGACAACUGCCAGCUAUGCACCUGCAAAAGUGGGGAAUGGAUAUGCUACAAAUUAAAAUGCCCUCAAAUAUGUAAAUUUGAAGAAGGAAACCAUAUUACAACAUUUGAUCAGAAAAGCUAUCAGAUGAUGGGUGAUUGUACAUAUGUUGCUGCUGUUGCUUCUUCUUGGAUAAUAACUGUUGAGAUGCAUCCAUGCCAAGAAGGUCAUCAACAGAUUUGUUUAGACAGUGUUACGUUCAUAGGAAAUAAGGCAAGUCUUUUACUAUUGCUUCUUUACAAAAUUGCUUCACAUCUGCAUUGAAUUUCAUAAAUAAUGCAAAGCAAUAUCAAUUUUUCCAUAGAUUGGCACAUAUAAUAUCAAAAAGACUGGUGUUGUUUCCUCUAAUGGAAUUCCAGUUACACUACC
Molecule: messenger RNA, 1504 nt
Organism: Leucoraja erinaceus (little skate)
Lineage: Eukaryota; Metazoa; Chordata; Chondrichthyes; Rajiformes; Rajidae
Product: mucin-5B-like
Exons: 12
Coding region: 8-1399 (463 amino acids)
Cellular component (GO): extracellular matrix
Source: RefSeq, a predicted model, not a curated record